This is a messenger RNA of Zeugodacus cucurbitae (melon fly), 2683 nucleotides long. Its product is annotated as ATP-dependent RNA helicase DDX54. Lineage: Eukaryota; Metazoa; Arthropoda; Insecta; Diptera; Tephritidae. The transcript is spliced from 9 exons. Gene Ontology annotation, molecular function: RNA binding; ATP binding; RNA helicase activity. Gene Ontology annotation, cellular component: nucleus. The record is from RefSeq and is a predicted model, not a curated record. Bases 156 to 2615 code for a protein of 819 amino acids.
CAAAUUAGUCAGCUGUUCACUGCUGAUUUGUUUUUUGACAUUUCUUUUAUUAAAUAUCCGUCACCAAAACAAAUCAAGUCGCACGUGUUUAGAGCGCUGCGUUUGCUCUAAAAAAUAUCAUUAAAUUGUUCUUUUAUUGAAAAUAAAUUAGCAAAAUGGGUAAGAAAAACGACGACAUAGACUUGCCCGGCUUUCCUUCUAUGGAUAGUUUUGGUGGUGCCGAUAAUGCGGAUAAUGUAAAAGGCAAAAGUAAAUCUAAGAAAAGCGGCGGCUUUCAAUCGAUGGGGCUUUCCUUCGACGUGCUUAAGGGUAUAACGAAACGUGGCUACAAAAUACCAACACCUAUACAGCGCAAGACCGUGCCAUUGAUACUCGAAGGUCGUGAUGUCGUGGCUAUGGCUAAAACUGGCUCAGGCAAGACUGCUUGUUUCCUCAUACCCAUGUUUGAAAAAUUGAAGAGUCGUGAACCCACUAAAGGAGCGCGUGCACUAAUUCUAUCACCCACACGUGAAUUGGCUGUGCAGACUUAUAAAUUUAUAAAGGAGUUGGGACGUUUUAUGGAUCUGAAAACGAUUUUAGUGCUUGGUGGUGAUUCUAUGGACUCGCAGUUUUCUGCUAUACACACUUGUCCAGACAUUAUAGUCGCUACACCAGGUCGUUUUCUGCAUUUGUGCGUUGAAAUGGAUUUGAAAUUGAAUUCAGUUGAAUAUGUGGUGUUCGAUGAAGCAGAUCGUUUAUUUGAAAUGGGUUUUGGUGAACAGCUGAAUGAAACCUUGCAUCGUUUGCCAGCAUCUAGACAAACCGUACUCUUUUCCGCAACACUUCCUAAACUCUUGGUGAAUUUUGCACGCGCAGGCCUAAACGAUCCAGUUUUGUUGCGUUUAGAUGUUGAGUCAAAAUUGCCGGAAGGUCUAAUGCUCAAAUUCUUAUAUUGCCGUCCUGACGAACGUUAUACCGCUUUGGUUGUGUUGCUCAAAUAUGUAAUACCACAAGAUGCGCAAACUGUAGUCUUCGCUGGCACACAACAUCACGUAGAAUUGAUAUGCUACAUUCUCACCAAAUGUGGUAUUUCCAAUACGGCAGUGUAUUCCAGUUUAGAUCCCGCAGCGCGUAAGAUUAACACAGCCAAAUUUGUUAAUAAGAAAGUGUCUGUGCUCACUGUAACCGAUGUGGCGGCGCGUGGUAUUGACAUACCGAGCUUGGAUUAUGUGGUAAAUUUACAUUUCCCUGGAAAGCCGAAAUUGUUCGUACAUCGUGUAGGACGUUGUGCGCGCGCAGGGCGCACCGGCACAGCCUAUUCGAUAUUCUCCACCGAUGAUGCUGCGCAUGUGCUAGAUUUGCAUUUAUUCUUGAAUCGUCAAUUCAAUAUAAAUGACAACAAAGCGGUGGGCAUUGCACCGCAGGAGUUAAUGGAGGAGGAGCAUCUGUCUGUGACAGAAGUGAAGAACAGUCAUGAUAUUGCUGGUGUGCUUCGUACAAGUGAAAACGCGUACAAAAAAUAUUUGUCGUCGCGUCCCGUGGCCUCAACAGAAUCGAAUGCGCGCAUUAAGAAAAUCAAAUUUUAUAGCUGCAAACACUUGGAUGAUUUUCAAGCAGCCGAUAUAUCGCUGAGACAGUCGCAAAACACAAGCGCCGAAAAUGAGAACAAGUCAAAGGAAGAGUUGCUGGCUGAAGAUCGUAAAAUACAGGAGGAGAAGCAGGAUUUGUUGUUGAAAAUGCGUAACUUUAAGCCUUCCACGACCAUUUUCGAACUGAAUCGCAGUCAAAAAUCGCUACCGUUCUCUAUAAUGAAAGACAAGCGCACCAAACAUACAAAUGUCAUUGAGAAGUACAGAACUAAGAUGGAUGAAAUUGAAAAGGAAGAAGCUAAUAAGCAAUUGGAAGCUGAAGAAAUGGAAGAAGUUGAUGAAGCCGAUGCAGAUGAAAUUAAUCAGGCCUUCAAUAAAAUUGUCGCACCAAAGAAGCGCAAAAACCUCGAGGAUCUUUAUAAAGACAAGAAGAAGAAAAAGAAGAAAACGCACGCUAAGGAUAGUGAAAAUUACAUUCCUUACCAGUCGGCGGAUAAACACACCGAAGAUGGACUGGCCAUCAACUCUUUCGAGCGUCAAGCUAUGAAUGCUGAAUUUUCGGUGGUCGAUCGUGAUAACAGCGCUGAUUACCGCCCCAAACCGGGCAUGAAGAAGUGGGAUCGUAUCAAGAAGAAAAUGGUUUCCGUGCAAGAUCCACGCGCUGGCAAAAUACGCACCGAAUCGGGUGCUUGGAUUCCAGCCUCAUUCAAGACAGGACGUUACAGUGAUUGGAAAGAGAAAUCUAAGAUCGAAGAGCAAUUGCAACGUGAAAAUGGCAGUGAUGAUGAUGGUUUCAAACCAUUAUCUCAUGAGAAACGUUAUCCAGUGGGACGACAUGCGCGUCAUAAUGCCAAGGUGGCUGCUAAGAAGCGUAUCGGUGGUGGUGAUAAAGAAUUGCGGCAUCCGGAGCAGAUCGUGAAGGCGCGCAUGCGUUUAGAAUUCAUUAAGAAACGUAAUGCUGAGAAUACCGAGCGUAAAGCGGAGAAUCGGAAACGUAGUAUGCGCAAAAAUCAACGUACUAAAGUGAAGAAAGGUGGCAGAAAGUAGUUGUAUAUUAUACAGACUUUAAGUUAGAAAAUUAUUGUACUCUUUUAUUGUAAUAAAAAUGAUGAAAA